GCUGACCUGCGAAAUCUUCAACCCCCUAGGGACAGGAGGCUGUGAGGUGACUAGGAUGGCCUGGUGGAAAGCCUGGGUCGAGCAGGAGGGCAUCUCGGUGAAGGGCAGCCCGCAUUUCAACCCGGAGCCCGACGCGGAGACCCUCUACAAAGCCAUGAAGGGAAUUGGGACCAACGAGCAGGCCCUCAUCGACGUGCUCACCAAGAGGAGCAGCCUGCAGCGGCAGCAGAUCGCUAAGGCCUUCAAAGCCCAGUUCGGCAAGGAUCUCACUGAGACCUUGAAGUCGGAACUUAGUGGCAAUUUCGAGAAGGUCAUGGUGGCCCUCAUGUACCCACCAUACCGAUACGAGGCCAAGGAGCUGCACGAUGCCAUGAAGGGUAUAGGAACCAAGGAGGGAGUCAUCAUCGAAAUCCUGGCUUCUCGGACCAAGAGCCAGCUGCAGGAGAUAAUGAAGGCGUACGAGGAAGACUACGGAUCCAGCCUGGAGGAAGACAUCCGAGCGGAUACCAGCGGCUACCUGGAGAGGGUCCUGGUGUGCCUGCUUCAGGGCAGCAGAGAUGAUGUGAGCAGAGUUGUGGACCCCGCACUGGCCCUCCAAGAUGCACAGGACCUGUAUGCCGCGGGCGAGAAGAUUCAAGGGACCGACGAGAUGAAAUUCAUCACCAUUCUGUGCACACGCAGCGCCACUCACCUGCUGAGAGUGUUCGAGGAAUACGAGAAAAUAGCCGGCAAGAGCAUUGAGGACAGCAUCAAGAGCGAGACCCACGGCUCGCUGGAGCAGGCCAUGCUCACAGUGGUGAAAUGCACCCGGAACCUCCACAGCUACUUCGCGGAACGUCUUUACCGCGCCAUGAAGGGGCUGGGGACGCAUGACAGGACCCUGAUAAGAAUCAUCGUUUCAAGGAGUGAGAUCGACUUAAAUCUUAUCAAGUGUCAGUUCCAGAAGAUGUACGGCAAGACCCUCAGCAGCAUGAUCACGGGAGACACCAGUGGUGACUACAAGAACGCCCUGCUGAACCUGGUGGGCCGGGAGUCCUGAAGUCUCAGGGGGACGUGGACACAGGCCGAGACGCCAGCGCCCCCGGACCCUGCUCCCUCCGCCUCAGCCACGGGAUGGGGGGCCCGCAGACCCUUUAGUCUCCCAGCCCCCCGUCCAGUGCUUUGCAACCAGCUUUCCUAAUCGGGCCGGGGCUCCUCCUCCCAUCGUCCCCCAGGUGUGAGCACAUGACCCACCUUAGCAUCCCCCUGGCCCAACAGGUUCCUCGGCAGGAAGAGGUCUGCAGGGUCUGUGGGCGUUUCUAACCCCCUUACCCAGGAGCGUCUCACCAUGACAGGUCCCAGAGCCCCUGAGCACAGGUUGCACAGAGAACCAGCCCCUCCCCCGUCUAGGAAUCGGGAUCUGCAGAGAAGGAGCCAGGCAAUGUGGGAUUGAAUGAGCAUCUCAACUGACCUACUUCUCUCUCAGGCAGCCGUGGGGAGGCUGAGCGCCUGUCUGUUUCCGAGCAGACACUGUGGGUAGCUGAGAAAGCACCACACAACCUGAGCCAACUGGGUGUCAGUAAUGUCCACUCCCCGGCCUCCUCGAAAACACUAGGGUUAGGGUACAAGAAAAAUUCCCUCGUCGCCCUGCUAACAGUGAGCGCUGCAAAUCACGGUUCCGACCCGAGGACACUGUUCCAGGAGACAUUAGCUGCUCUCUCCGGAGGACACGAACACGGAGCACCUGUCACCCCACCGAAGGCGGCAGGAGCUGGUUCCUGGGAGCAUCUGAGAUGCCUGUGUUGAACGUUCCAGAAAAUAAAGAU
This is a messenger RNA of Molossus molossus (Pallas's mastiff bat), 1805 nucleotides long. Its product is annotated as annexin A8-like protein 1. NCBI's taxonomy places the organism in Eukaryota, Metazoa, Chordata, Mammalia, Chiroptera, Molossidae. Gene Ontology annotation, cellular component: cytoplasm. The transcript has 12 exons. The record is from RefSeq and is a predicted model, not a curated record. The coding region runs from base 56 to 1039 and encodes 327 amino acids. Gene Ontology annotation, molecular function: calcium-dependent phospholipid binding; calcium ion binding. Gene Ontology annotation, biological process: endosome organization; endosomal transport; negative regulation of serine-type endopeptidase activity.